Messenger RNA from Plasmodium fragile, 1140 nucleotides. RefSeq lists its product as uncharacterized. The transcript has a single exon. Bases 1 to 1140 code for a protein of 379 amino acids. The record is from RefSeq and is a predicted model, not a curated record. NCBI's taxonomy places the organism in Eukaryota, Apicomplexa, Aconoidasida, Haemosporida, Plasmodiidae. Gene Ontology annotation, cellular component: protein kinase CK2 complex; cytoplasm. Gene Ontology annotation, molecular function: protein kinase regulator activity.
AUGGAUGAGGAGGGGGUGUCCAACAACGACAGUUCUAAUGAUGUACUAGAUGAAGAAAAUUGUGAGGAGGGAAGAGACUUUUCAGAUAUUUCAUUUGGCCAUCGGGAAGAGGAGGAGGGUGGCCUCCACGUAGGUAGCGUUGACGGCCAUAGCGGCGAUGGUGGUGAUGACGGUGAUGGUGGCCAUGCCGGUCUGGACGUAGAAGACGUUGAUGGACAAGGAGCGGACGCGCCGGGUCAAGAAAAAGAUGCCGAGGGAGGUGGAAACCAAGAGGAGAAAGAAGAGGAGGAGGAAGAGGAAGAAGAGGAAGAAGAAGAGGAAGAAGAGGAAGAAGAAGAAGAAGAAGAAGAAGAAGAAGAAGACGAUGAUGAGGAUGACGAUGAGGACGACGACGACGAUGAUGAUUAUGAUGACGAUGAAUAUGACGAGGACGACUUCAAUGAGGCCACAGUGUCCUGGAUCGAAUGGUUCUGUCAGCUGAAACAGAACAUCUUCCUCGUUGAAGUGGAUGAAGAUUUCAUAAGAGACGAGUUCAACCUGAUAGGGCUCCAAACAAAGGUGCCUCAUUUUAAAAAGUUAUUAAAAAUAAUAUUGGACGAAGACGAUGACGAUGAUGACGACGAUGAGGAGGAGGACGAUUACGAUGAAGAAGAUGAUGAAAUAAAUAGAGGCUCUGAUGAGCUAUAUAAAAACAAAGACAUAUAUGAGCAAAAUGCUGCCUGCCUUUAUGGUUUAAUACACAGUCGUUUCAUUUUAACUUCUAAAGGACUAGCGCUCAUGAGGGAAAAAUACAAGUCCAGCAUCUAUGGUACCUGCCCAAGUAUAUAUUGUGAUAAUGCUAAGUUAUUACCCACUGCCAUUUCGGAAGUACCCAAAUUUUUAAGCCCCCUUUUGUACUGCCCUCGUUGUUGCGAAACAUUUUAUCCACAUAAAAAUUCUUUAAUUAAUCAAUUGGAUGGCGCCUAUUUUGGCACCAGCUUUGCUUCCUUCUUUGCGCUCUCCUUUAAUAUUCAGUCAGACAAGAAGAGGAUUUAUUACACACCUCAGAUUUGCGGCUUUACCAUUAAUAGGGACAUACGGGAGACGUUGUACUUGGACAUGAACAAGGACAACAGCGAGUCGUCGGAGGAGUAUUCGUAG